Molecule: messenger RNA, 996 nt
Organism: Pogona vitticeps (central bearded dragon)
Lineage: Eukaryota; Metazoa; Chordata; Lepidosauria; Squamata; Agamidae
Product: interferon-induced protein with tetratricopeptide repeats 5-like
Biological process (GO): defense response to virus
Cellular component (GO): cytosol
Molecular function (GO): protein binding
Source: RefSeq, a predicted model, not a curated record
GUCGUGGGGGGGACCCCCGGGAAGGCCCUUGCCUUGGACCUCAGGCGGCCCAACGCCCGGGGUCGGCCCUCCUGUAGACCUGACCGCCUGGGACGUCCCCGAGCCGAGCCGGCGGAGGGCGGAAAAACUCCCUUCUUUUUUGGGAGGGGGGAAUCUCAGCCCCCAAAGUCCUCUUGUAGUUUCCAAACUCGGGCGCUCGGCCAGAGGCGAGCGGGUCUCUCUCUCCUCCGAGUUUCGCUUUCCGUUUCCCGAGGCUCCCUCUCCGGAAACGAAACCAAUCAUCAUCCUACCUCGGAGCUCUUGCUGCUGCUGCUGCCGCUGCUGCCCCAAAAGAGCAUCUCUCCUCCGGAGCGCAUCCCCGCCAUCCCCGGGCAAGAAGGCGCACCGAGAAGCUUCGGAGGGAAGCGGAGCAAAAUGAGCCGACCCCUCUGGGAGAAGCUCCAGAGCCUCCAGUGCCAUUUCACCUGGGACUUCGAGAUCAAGGAUAAGGUGGACGUAAUGCACAUCCUGACGACGCUGGCUCUGCGCAUCAAGCACACCGGGUACCGUAACCGGGGCAUCUACCUCGCCAUGCGGGCAUACCUGCAACACCUGGAAGGGCAGGACAAGGAGGCUCUGGGGACCCUCCGAGACGCAGAAGAGGCCCUGAAGGAAGAGCACCCCUCCGACUUCUCCCGCCAGGUCCUGGUGACUUACGGGAACUACGCCUGGGUUUAUUACCACUUGAGCAAUUACGAGAUGGUGGAGCGCUACCUGGGCCAGAUCCGUGAGAUCUGCCAGUCCCUGGCCAGCCCGCAGCCUUACUUGGCGGCGAUCCCCGAAACCAGGAAUGGGCCCGACGGACGGACAGACGGAGGCGUCGAGGCGGCGGCUGCUCGGAGAGGGAGCGGCUCCGGCUGGAGGAGACCCUCCGGAAAGGGGGAACCCGAGGAGCGCCGGCCCUUCUCCCGAAACACCUUCCUUGAGAGGCGAGGGGGGGAUGAUGAGCAGCCAUAG